GCCUCCCCCGCCCGAGGUCUGCGCGCUCCGCCGCAGGGUGCAGAUCGGGGGCGCCCGCCUGGGUUUGGGGCGCAAGAGCAGAGGUGGAGCCAGGGCGGAGCCAGCGCGCCCCGUCCCCCCUCUUUCCAAUCGAAAGCGAAACGGAGGGCUGGAAAGGAAGGGCGGAGCCGGCCUGGAGGCCUCGCCCCCUGCCCUGAGAGGCAGCUGGACAGACGGGCGCACCCAGGUAGGGGGACGCUGAGCGCCCAGUGCGGACCCUCGCGGGGACCUGCGCCGCCACCAUGUCUCAGGAAGGUGUGGAGCUGGAGAAGAGCGUCCGGCGCCUCCGGGAGAAGUUUCAUGGGAAGGUAUCCUCCAAGAAGGCGGGGACUCUGAUGAGGAAGUUUGGCAGCGACCAUACCGGAGUGGGGCGCUCCAUCGUGUACGGGGUAAAGCAGAAAGAUGGACAGGAACUGAGUAAUGACCUGGAUGCCCAGGACCCCCCAGAGGACAUGAAGCAGGACCGGGACAUCCAGGCGGUGGCGACCUCGCUCCUGCCACUAACAGAAGCCAACCUACGCAUGUUCCAACGUGCCCAGGAAGAUCUCAUCCCUGCCGUGGACCGGCAGUUCGCCUGCUCCUCCUGUGACCAUGUCUGGUGGCGCCGCGUGCCCCAGCGGAAGGAGGUGUCCAGAUGCAGGAAAUGCCGGAAGCGCUACGAGCCGGUGCCCAGUGAUAAGAUGUGGGGUGUGGCUGAGUUCCACUGCCCGAGAUGUCGGCACAACUUCCGGGGCUGGGCACAGAUGGGGUCCCGGUCCCCCUGCUACGGGUGCGGCUUCCCCGUGGAUCUGACACGGAUCCUCCCUCCACGCUGGGACCGGGACACAGAUCGCCGCAGCACCCACACCCACUCCUGCUCGGCUGAGGACUGCUACAAUCGGCGAGAGCCCCACGUGCCUGGGACGUCCUGCGCACACCCCAAGAGUCGGAAGCAGAACCACCUGCCCAAAGUCCUGCACCCCAGCAACCUCCACAUCAGCAGUGGCUCCACUGUGGCCACCUGCCUGAGCCAGGGGGGCCUCCUGGAAGACCUGGACAACCUCAUUCUGGAGGACCUGAAGGAGGAGGACGAGGGCGGGCACGGGGAGUGACCCCUGCCAGGUGCAGAUGCAAACCAGACACGGUCUGUGCAUAUUUUGUGUUGUUAUAAAAUACGAGCUCAAAUGGAGAUCUAAAUGCCCUUGGGGAGCCGUCUGGGUCCAAGAUGCUGGCAGGGGGAUUCCUGGGUGCGGUUUUCAGGGUCCUGGGGAGCAGAUCCACAACGAGAAGAGGUCUGUGGGACGCGGCCCACACUGAGUCACAAAGGAGGUGUGGCCAGGACAACUUGGGCUCCUGCGGACACACAUCCCCUGUGACCUGGGGGACAGAUGAACAGAUGGUCACAGCCUCAGGGGCCUGAUCAGCAUGGCAACCUUCUUGAGAGAGUAAGCCCCACCACGAAACUCGGCCCAGUAAACGCCGUCCUGGUAACGGCUACGGUAGUGGCCACCACGAUGCCACACACCAUUGAGGUUGGAGUGGGCACAGGCAUGGUACCACCAGCCUCCCCGCUGGUACAGGGCGCAGUUACCUGAGGGAAGAGAGAAUCCAUGUCUUCUCACCAGAAUAAAAGCCUCUACCAGCA
This is a messenger RNA of Lagenorhynchus albirostris (white-beaked dolphin), 1663 nucleotides long. It is a transcript of the gene SHFL, whose product is annotated as shiftless antiviral inhibitor of ribosomal frameshifting. Lineage: Eukaryota; Metazoa; Chordata; Mammalia; Artiodactyla; Delphinidae. Gene Ontology annotation, biological process: innate immune response; viral translational frameshifting. Bases 282 to 1130 code for a protein of 282 amino acids. The transcript has 8 exons. The record is from RefSeq and is a predicted model, not a curated record. Gene Ontology annotation, molecular function: sequence-specific mRNA binding; ribosome binding.